AUGGACAUGUAUAAUUAUAACGCAGAUACUAUUAAGGCUAAUGUGUCCAUGAAUGGUACCUUCAGCCCAGUGCCCCAGAUUCCAAAGAGAUCUCAAGGUUCAGAUAAAGGAGCUCUUCGUGAGGGGAAGGUCAACAUGCUAAAAGCAGAGAGAGAAGAGACUAAUUACAGCACACUGAGGACAGAAAAGGACCAGCUACAGGCCAAUUACAGCACACUGAAGGCAGAGGGAGACCAGCUACAGGCUAAUUACGGCACACUGGAGACAGAGAGAGACCAGCUACAGGCAAAUUACACCAUACUGAGGACAGAGGGAGACCAGCUAAAGGCCAAUUACAGCACACUGAAGACAGAGAGAGACCAGCUGCAUGCUAAUUACAGCACACUAGAGACAGAGAGAGACCAGCUACAGGCCAAUUACAGCACACUGGAGACAGAGAGAGACCAGCUACAGGCUAAUUACAACACACUGAAGACACAGAGAGACAAGCUACAGGCUAAUUACAGCACACUGAGAACAGAUAGAGACCAGCUACAGGCCAAUUACAGCACAAUGACAGUAAAAUUUUCUCAGUUAGAGGAAAAAGUUAGACAUGUACAAGAAAACAGAUGUCCUGUGGGUUGGAACAGUUUUAAUCUAAAAUGUUAUUACAACUCUGACAAAAAGAACAACUGGGUCAACAGUCAGAGGGACUGUAGACAGAGAGGAGCAGAACUGGUGGUUAUAGACAGCAACGAGGAACAGAUUUUCAUCAGUCAAUUCCGGAGAGCCUGGAUUGGUCUGACAGACAGAGAACAUGAAGGGAACUGGAAAUGGGUGGAUGGGACACCAAUUACCAUAAG
Paramormyrops kingsleyae is the source of this 842-nucleotide messenger RNA. Lineage: Eukaryota; Metazoa; Chordata; Actinopteri; Osteoglossiformes; Mormyridae. The record is from RefSeq and is a predicted model, not a curated record.